Messenger RNA from Frieseomelitta varia, 3695 nucleotides. RefSeq lists its product as uncharacterized. NCBI's taxonomy places the organism in Eukaryota, Metazoa, Arthropoda, Insecta, Hymenoptera, Apidae. Gene Ontology annotation, cellular component: membrane. The transcript has 4 exons. The record is from RefSeq and is a predicted model, not a curated record. Bases 953 to 3214 code for a protein of 753 amino acids.
AUAUAAUAUAUUUAAAUAUAUAUAUAUAUAUAUGUCCACGAUUUUUGUUAUACAUUGAUUUAGAUUGUUGAUGAAUUUGACAGUGGAGAAUAUUGUUGAUUGAGAAUGUGGCAUGUGUGGCAAAGGUGUGUGUGGCACUCGUGUUUCUAUAUUACAGCCAAUAGCGAUACGCGAUGGUAUCGCGAUCCUUGUUGUCGUUGUUACUGUUUUUUUAUCGGUUUUAACAAGGCCAAUCCAAGUAUCAGUUGUUAUUACCAUAUUACUGCAUAUUAUUAUUCUGUGCACGUAUUGUAAGAAACACUAUAAAUUCUAACUUAGUAUACAUACAUAGAUAUUAUAUAUACAUAUUUUUACUUAUAUAAUUCACCUACCAACUGUAAUAAUGUAUAAUUUUAUUACUUUACUACUAUCGCCUCUGUAUUUUUAUUAUCGUAACGCGUUCAUGGUUAUUACUAUUAAUCCCGUCUCUAUAUUACAGUGUUGGUAUAGAUCACGAGAAAAGAAGAGUUACAAGUGAAUAAAUAAAUAGUCUUUCUAAUACUUCACUUUGCUUACUUUUACAGCGCCUCGGGCGUUGAGAGUGAAAAUAAACCAAGUCCCCAUUCACCGUGCCGUCGCUUUUGUACAAUUAUUAUUCGCAGCUUAGACUGUGUUGGUUUGCUCUCAAUGCCUCGUAAAGUCACUCGUUCAGCUUUAUUCGUUUCCUUGUUCAAGAAGAGGUGAAUUCUUGCAAUCCUUUCAGCGAAUGAUUUUCUGAAAUUAUUGACAAGUUGUCGCCAAACCUACGGCGCAAAGAUAGCACCGGAAGGAGUUAUCGCGCGACACUUCACGUUUUUAAUUACGUCGAGAAUAAAGCAACAUUUCGCAUCGUGGUCAAUUAGGGGUGUCAGUAGUUGCAAGAGCUAUCCAACCUGUUUAGAAUGACAGGUGCGACGUCAUUAUAAAGCGAUACAUGGGCUUGGUGAAUGCCGUUUACAACUGGCCAUCCGUGAAAGCACUUUACUUUACUGUUUUCUCCAUGAAUCUCGCCGGACUUCUGGCCCUCGUUCUGGCCAUUGUCUGGGCCGUACGAUUCGAGAGAGGCUUCGGCGAUUACCUGAAUCUCAUCACUCCAGGUUACAGAUCACGACGAGCAGGUGACGGCCACGUGUGGACCGCGAUCAUCGUCUCGGCCGGCGUUUGUUGCUCCCCUGCUUACAUCCUCGGCGUCAAGUGUUGGCUUUACUUGAAACUCGAGCCAGCCAGGACGGAUUUGGGGGAUCAACAGAGAGCGGACGACACCGCCACGGUGGACCCACACGAUGUGAAUCGGCUCUUGUUCUUCCACGUGGUUGCCUGUCUGCUGUCAGGAUUCUUGGUAGCUAUUCUAAAUGCCACCUAUUUGGUACUGUUGAGCGGAUUUCAGCAGAAAAGCCGCGACGGCUUGAUAGAGGCUAUCGAAAAGUACGGUGCCGACGUGGCCGUGAAGGCGAGGCUGGACGCUCUUCAAAGUGAGCUCGAGUGUUGCGGCGAUGGCGGCUACGAAGAUUGGGCUCGAGUUCCCUGGUUGAAAAUGUCGAUGGAGGAGGAACCCGAGGAUGUGGAAAACGGUCCCCGACUGGAAGGGCAAUCAGUAUCGGAGGAACGAGACGAAGAAACAACUACCAUGCCCGUCGACGUGCCUUUCUCCUGCUGUUCCAAUGGCAUUGCGAAACCUUGCGUUCAUCACGAUAUCCUCAGCCCAAGUGCAGUCUACGAGUACAACCCUAAGCAUGUGACCAUCACCACCGACGGUUGUAGGUCGAAGAUCGUAAAUCGGGGCGAAGUUAUUCGAACGUUCUUGGCAGGAUAUCUUGCUCUUUUAUCCGUGUACCAGAUGGUUUUGUCGUACAUGUCUCGACUACUGCAAACUGCUCACAGCAACGAGCUGUACAUAGGCCCUCAAAAGACACGCUACCACGUCUGGAUAUUCUUCAAGCCGGAAGAUCUGCCCGGGAACGAGGAGCGAAGAAGCGAGCGAAUGCGUCCGCGUAGGAAACAAUCGAGAUUGAGCUUUCCGUUCGCACUCUCGAAAAGUUCGGACGACGAUAAGGAGGAGGAAGAAAGAAGCUCGCAACGUUGUAAAAACAGGAGGAACAACACGAAAGUUUUAACGAGGAUUCGCUCGAGAAUCUCUUCGGUUAAGUCGAAGAGCGUACCGGUCGUUAGACCUAGUUUCCUCUCCGGCAGCUCUCGAUGUAAAAAACAGCGAGGCGCGCGUCGACUGGAAGAGAUGGAGGAGGCAAAGCCGGAAGAAGAAUCGAGGCUUCUUCUUUCAGAAUACGCAACGAGGUCCGAGUCGAUUUUGAAGAAAGAUCGUUCGUCGAUCGUCUCGUUAUUGUCGAACGGUUCCUCGGUAAAUUUACCACCGCCGCCUCCUCCGUUUGCGCUAACCUUAGAGAACGAAGAACUUUCGCCCUUCGAGAUCGUCCCUUCGAAAUCCUCCGGAACGAGGACGAAAUUUAGUCAACCGUUGAGCGAGAGCAUAAUUACAAGCCAGAACUCUGGCAGGCGUGCAAAGGUGUUAGAAAAGUUUGGCGAAAUUCGGGAACGUUGCGACAAAAGUACACAGCACAGAGAGAGCGGAGGAGCGGAUAUUCCGAGUGGCGAUCCGAGACUUGUUCGCACGAGGUUCAGCUCGACUGACGUUUACGACAGAUUUCGUGGUACUCUUCAGCACACUCUGGCCAGACGAGAGGCUGUUCGAGCUCGGAAGGAAUCGGCAAGAGUUUACAACCCUCCUGGUUACAGCCAGAAGAAACUGGACGUCGGACGAAAUAACUUUCUAGCCAGGAUCAAAUGCAACAACGUUCCUCCUUCUUAUCGUUUGCUGGCCGAUUUUCAACUCCACGAGCGAUCGGUUCUUCAAACGCACGUUCCUCCAAUUCCAUCUUUUCUCCUACCCCCUGCUCCUCCUCCACCGCCUCCACCGCCGCCACUGCCAUUCAGUCCACCAAAUCCAGUCAAACGGAGCAGAAACUCAGCGAGAAUUUGUGGAACAAAGGUGGUGUCGACGCGAGAACAACGACAAUGCAGCAUCUGCAAUCGUCCUGUCGUGCAAAGCCCAGGCUCUUCACGGCAAUCCCUUGUCGAGGCUUGUAAGGAUGCUCGAACGUUUUCUAGCUCGGCUCGAAGAAAAGCUCGCGCCACGUUCUCGCGGCACAGGGAGUUUCUAAGAGGAGAUUACGUGCCAUAGAAUCGAUCUACUCCCGUUUCUAAAUCCGUCCAACGUGGAUGACGGCUCGUGGCUCUUGAACGACUCUCUCGUUCUCUCUCUUUGUAAAAUGAUGUUCCCGGUAGUAAUCAAUGUGAUCGUGACUGGAAGCGAGAAUUGGAUGUAAAGAAAAAAAAAAAAGAAAAAAAAUAUGUAGAUAUAAGUGAAACAGAAUAAGAGGACAGAAAAUGAUGUACCUGAUGUAAUAGUGGUCAUCGAAGAUGAGUGUCCAAGGUGAAGAAACAGCAGCCACAAGUACAAUACUUGAUGGUUUAUUUGCCGAGAAGUAAAAUACACAGGCAUUUGUUAUAAUAGUACUGCCGAAGAAUACUUCUUACGUCUCUGUAAUACAUCUAGCGACAAUACAUCGGUACUAAAAAGAGAAAAGCUGAUUUUUCAUCAAUUUGUGUCUGUUUACCAAAUAACUUUACAAUGUUCGCGUACUUCCCCUCUCUCUCUCUCU